AUGUGUAAACUAGGUGCGGAAACACGUUGGUCAGAGGCGCGCCGGACAAGGAAGGUCAUCGGCAAGAGGCGCGGUCGGAGAAAUUACCAAAAAAAAGGGUGCACGCGCCGGUGCGUGAAGAAUGACGCGAGACUUCUGAAGGCGCAUAGCUCACACGCUUCACUGGAUGGCAGCGGGACUCCGGGUGUAAGCCGAUCGGUUGGUGUCCUUCCUUCUCAAACGGCUAAGGGAGCAAAGAUAUAUAGUGCUGCCAUAGCUGCCACUGCUGAAGCUCCACGGAAUUCAAAGGAGGGGGAGGAAAAGAUAAAGCUACACACUCACUCUUACUCUGGCUUCUGCAUUUGUGAAAGAGGCCUAAAUCAAUUUGGAUUCCAGAUAUAUGAUGUUGUUAGUUACAGACUGCACCGCUUGAGGAAAAAGCUAAAGGAUGAAUUGGAGAACAAGAAUGCUGUUCAAGAGUAUAUAUGCCCUAACUGUGGCAGAAGGUACAAUGCCUUGGAUGCACUGCGAUUGAUUUCUCCAGCUGAUGAAUACUUUCACUGUGAAAAUUGCAAUGGGGAACUUGUGGCAGAGAGUGACAAGUUAGCUGCUCAAGAAGGAGGAGAUGGAGAUGACAAUGCAAGGAGGCGACGGCGUGAAAAAUUGAAGGACAUGCUUCAAAAGAUGGAGGUACAACUUAAGCCAUUAAUGGAUCAACUUAGCAGAGUGAAGGAUUUGCCUGUUCUUGAAUUUGGAAGUCUUCAAGCAUGGGAAGCUCGAGCAAGUGCUGCCGGGCGUCCGGCAAAUGGUGAUUCUAGUUCCAAUGAUCCCUCCAAAUCUUCCCAGGGGCUUGGUUUCGGUAGAACACCAAUGACAUUUAUUGGAGAGACAAAGGCAAUACGGGUGAAAGUUACAAGGUCAAUGACUUGAAUGUUGAGGCAGAAGCAUCAGGAGAGGAGGAGGAGGAGGAGGAUGAUAUAGAUUGGGAAGAAGGUUGAGUGUCAAAUGAAUUAACCUGUCGUGUGCAAUGCUUGGGAACAAUAUUUAUAAAUUCAAUGUGAAAGGUAACCACUAUUAACAUUUUCUCUAAAUAUGUUUUCCUUUUGUAGACAUUCAUUUCUACAAGUUUUAGGACAACGUCCAUGAGUAGCAGUGACUAAUGUUUGUAAUGUCUUGUGUGUUGAGAUCACCUCUGCCAUGUAUAGACAACUCGAUACAUAACUUGGUUUUCAAAUAUUUGUUCUAUACCCGUUGUCAUGUUGAUGGGUCUUUUUCAUUUA
Hevea brasiliensis (rubber tree) is the source of this 1259-nucleotide messenger RNA. RefSeq lists its product as uncharacterized. Gene Ontology annotation, biological process: transcription open complex formation at RNA polymerase II promoter; transcription initiation at RNA polymerase II promoter. Gene Ontology annotation, cellular component: transcription factor TFIIE complex. Lineage: Eukaryota; Viridiplantae; Streptophyta; Magnoliopsida; Malpighiales; Euphorbiaceae. The record is from RefSeq and is a predicted model, not a curated record. Bases 1 to 909 code for a protein of 302 amino acids. The transcript has 6 exons.